This is a messenger RNA of Triplophysa rosa, 2838 nucleotides long. Its product is annotated as mucin-2-like. NCBI's taxonomy places the organism in Eukaryota, Metazoa, Chordata, Actinopteri, Cypriniformes, Nemacheilidae. The transcript is spliced from 2 exons. The annotation marks the transcript as partial. The record is from RefSeq and is a predicted model, not a curated record.
AUGCUUAAACCCUGCUCUCAAGAGCAGCGAGGACAACUCUACAUCAUGACCACUACAACACUGGGAACCAAACACAGAGAUACCACACCAAGCAUUCCCACCACUACACUGCUUGUGAAAGAAAGCACCACUGUCCCACCAUCCACAGAGACAAGCAGAGCUGCAACAACCUCUACAUCAGUGACCACUACUCAAACAACUGGAGAGCCAAGAACAACAGAGACUGUAACAGAAAAUGAAACAACCACAUCUCAGACACCUGUGUCCACCACCACUAGACCACCAAAGGUGGUGACAACUGAACUAACAAGCCAACCAACAACCACAGCUACAACAACUGCUGAAGAAAUCACAUCAACAUCAUCUGAAUUGUCAACAUCUUCUGUUCCAGCAACACAGACCUCAUUACCAGUUGUAACAUCCACACAACCAACAACAGUAACAGAGACAACAGCUGUGCCAGUGACUACAGUUGUGUCAACAACUACAAGAGCUGAAUCCUCCACUGAAGCUGAGAUCACCACUGAGGGAGUAUCUUCAACAACAAAACCAAUCAAAGCUGAAACAACUCUUGCAACAACCACACCAAGCAUCCCAACCACUACACUGCUUGUGAAAGAAAGCACCACUGUCCCACCAUCCACAGAGACAAGCAGAGCUGCAACAACCUCUACAUCAGUGACCACUACUCAAACAACUGGAGAGCCAAGAACAACAGAGACUGUAACAGAAAAUGAAACAACCACAUCUCAGACACCUGUGUCCACCACCACUAGACCACCAAAGGUGGUGACAACUGAACUAACAAGCCAACCAACAACCACAGCUACAACAACUGCUGAAGAAAUCACAUCAACAUCAUCUGAAUUGUCAACAUCUUCUGUUCCAGCAACACAGACCUCAUUACCAGUUGUAACAUCCACACAACCAACAACAGUAACAGAGACAACAGCUGUGCCAGUGACUACAGUUGUGUCAACAACUACAAGAGCUGAAUCCUCCACUGAAGCUGAGAUCACCACUGAGGGAGUAUCUUCAACAACAAAACCAAUCAAAGCUGAAACAACUCUUGCAACAACCACACCAAGCAUCCCAACCACUACACUGCUUGUGAAAGAAAGCACCACUGUCCCACCAUCCACAGAGACAAGCAGAGCUGCAACAACCUCUACAUCAGUGACCACUACUCAAACAACUGGAGAGCCAAGAACAACAGAGACUGUAACAGAAAAUGAAACAACCACAUCUCAGACACCUGUGUCCACCACCACUAGACCACCAAAGGUGGUGACAACUGAACUAACAAGCCAACCAACAACCACAGCUACAACAACUGCUGAAGAAAUCACAUCAACAUCAUCUGAAUUGUCAACAUCUUCUGUUCCAGCAACACAGACCUCAUUACCAGUUGUAACAUCCACACAACCAACAACAGUAACAGAGACAACAGCUGUGCCAGUGACUACAGUUGUGUCAACAACUACAAGAGCUGAAUCCUCCACUGAAGCUGAGAUCACCACUGAGGGAGUAUCUUCAACAACAAAACCAAUCAAAGCUGAAACAACUCUUGCAACAACCACACCAAGCAUCCCAACCACUACACUGCUUGUGAAAGAAAGCACCACUGUCCCACCAUCCACAGAGACAAGCAGAGCUGCAACAACCUCUACAUCAGUGACCACUACUCAAACAACUGGAGAGCCAAGAACAACAGAGACUGUAACAGAAAAUGAAACAACCACAUCUCAGACACCUGUGUCCACCACCACUAGACCACCAAAGGUGGUGACAACUGAACUAACAAGCCAACCAACAACCACAGCUACAACAACUGCUGAAGAAAUCACAUCAACAUCAUCUGAAUUGUCAACAUCUUCUGUUCCAGCAACACAGACCUCAUUACCAGUUGUAAUAUCCACACAACCAACAACAGUAACCGAGACAACAUCUGUGCCAUUGAGUACAGUUGUGUCAUCAACUAAACCUGAAUCCUCCACUGAAGCUGAGAUUACCACUGAGGGAGUCUCUUCAACAACAAAACCAAUCAAAGCUGAAACAACUCUUGCAACAACCACACCAAGCAUCCCAACCACUACUCUGCUUGUGAAAGAAAGCACCACUGCCCCAUCAUCCACAGAGACAAGCAGAGCUGCAACAACCUCUACAUCAGUGACCACUACUCAAACAACUGGAGAACCAAGAACAACAGAGACUGUAACAGAAAAUGAAACAACCACAUCUCAGACACCUGUGUCCACCACCACUAGACCACCAAAGGUGGUGACAACUGAACUAACAAGCCAACCAACAACCACAGCUACAACAACUGCUGAAGAAAUCACAUCAACAUCAUCUGAAUUGUCAACAUCUUCUGUUCCAGCAACACAGACCUCAUUACCAGUUGUAACAUCCACACAACCAACAACAGUAACAGAGACAACAGCUGUGCCAGUCACUACAGUUGUGUCAACAACAACAAGAGCUGAAUCCUCCACUGAAGCUGAGAUCACCACUGAGGGGGUAUCUUCAACAACAAAACCAAUCAAAGCUGAAACAACUCUUGCAACAACCACACCAAGCAUCCCAACCACUACACUGCUUGUGAAAGAAAGCACCACUGUCCCAUCAUCCACAGAGACAAGCAGAGCUGCAACAACCUCUACAUCAGUGACCACUACUCAAACCACUGGAGAACCAAGAACAACAGAGACUGUAACAGAAAAUGAAACAACCACAUCUCAGACACCUGUGUCCACCACCACAAGACCACCAAAGGUGGUGACAACUGAACUAACAAGUCAACCAACAACAACAGCUACAACAACUGCUGAAGAAAUC